GUUAACCAGACCCACUUACUUCGUACCGUUAACGCUACCAUUUGCCCAUUUUCUUUCUUGCGCAACACGCAACUGAAUCAUCUUCAAAUUACACUCCAUUUUGCUUCGUUCUUCCUCUCAAUAUCAACUCAAUUUGCUCCAAUUAAUCAAAUCAAAUAUGGGGAGAGGAAAGUUCAAGGGCAAGCCAACUGGUCGUCGUCAAUUCUCUACUCCCGAAGAGAUGCUUGCUGGCACUUCGUCUCGUCCACGUACGUUCAAAAAGGAAGAAGCUGAAGUCGAGGAGGACAGAUCUGAGGAAGAAUCUGAAGAGUCAUCUGAGGAAGAAUCUGAUAGGAAGAAAGGAACCGAAGGUGUUAUUGAGAUUGAGAACCCUAAUAUGGCUAGGCCCAAGACCUUGAAAGCAAGAGACGUUGAUAUGGAGAAAACUACUGAACUUUCAAGACGCGAAAGAGAAGAAAUUGAGAAAGAGAGGGCUCAUGAAAGGUAUAUGAAGUUGCAAGAGCAGGGGAAGACGGAACAAGCAAGGAAGGAUUUAGAGCGCUUGGCUCUUAUAAGACAACAAAGGGCAGAUGCUGCUAAGAAACGUGAAGAAGAGAAGGCUGCCAAAGACCAAAAGAAGGCUGAAGCACGAAAGUGAGCCCGUUUGGUAACCGGGAAGCAAUGGUCUGAAAAUGGUAGUUUUGCAUAUGUUUGGUUUAGUUGGUUUUAAGUCAACAUUUAUAUAUGGUGAUUGAGGGGAUCUUUCUUUCACCAUUUCAACAAUCUUACUUUAAGGUCAUUUUGAUACUUAGCACUAGGCAAUUUUGAUGGGAUUGGCUCAAUUUUCUUGAUAAAUUGCACUCUGCUAUAUGCUUGAAAUUGGUCAAUUUCGAUCAAGCUACUUGUUAAUGGGUCAAUUUCAACCAA
Molecule: messenger RNA, 906 nt
Organism: Helianthus annuus (common sunflower)
Lineage: Eukaryota; Viridiplantae; Streptophyta; Magnoliopsida; Asterales; Asteraceae
Product: 28 kDa heat- and acid-stable phosphoprotein
Exons: 8
Coding region: 158-637 (159 amino acids)
Cellular component (GO): cytosol
Molecular function (GO): RNA binding
Source: RefSeq, a predicted model, not a curated record